AUGUUCGAGGACUCGUGGGCGAUCGAGGCAGAUAUUCAGGAGGCGUAUUCCCGGCGCGUGCAGUUUGAACCCACAACGAAGAUGGGCCAAGCUAUUGCCAGAGAUGUAAACGGAAACCUCCAGACGGACAUGAGUAAAAAAUGUGAAGAUGAUAAAGUGGAUCGAGCUGAUGUGUCCCUGCUCAACAAAAUUAUCCGCCGAACUCUAGUUCGGAGCAGACACGAGGUGGAGGUCCUGCAGCGGGACCCCACUUCCCCGCUUUUCUCCGUGAAGACCUUCGAGGAGCUGCGCCUGAAACCUGAGCUGUUGAAGGGGGUCUACAGCAUGGGCUUCAACAGGCCUUCCGUGAUCCAGGAGAAGGCUCUACCUAUGAUGCUGGCACAGCCACCUCAGAAUCUGAUUGCCCAGUCACAGUCAGGCACAGGCAAAACUGCAGCCUUUUCCCUGGCCAUGCUUAGCCAUGUGAAGGUUGACCAAAAGUGGACUCAGGUUCUUUGUAUCGCACCCACAUAUGAGCUUGCCCUGCAGAUCGGUCAGGUGAUUGAGCAGAUGGGCAAAUUCUGCCCUGACAUCAAACUGGCUUACGCCAUUAGAGGCUGCAAAGCGGAGCGAGCCAGCCAGUUGCAGGAGCAGAUUGUCGUGGGAACGCCGGGCACCAUCCUGGAUUGGUGCAACAAGUAUAAAGUCAUUGAACCCAAAAAAAUAACCAUGUUUGUGCUGGAUGAGGCAGACGUCAUGAUCGCCACUCAAGGUCAUCGUGACCAGAGCAUCCGUGUCCACAGGCAGCUACCAAAAGACUGCCAGAUGCUCUUCCUCUCUGCGACUUUUGAGGAGGAGGUGUGGAGGUUUGCCGAAUUGAUCGUUCCCGAGCCCAAUAUCAUUCGACUGCGACGUAAGGAGGAGACUCUGGACACCAUCAAGCAGUUUUAUGUCCUCUGCGGGAACAAGGAGGACAAAUUCACUAUUCUGUGUGACCUCUAUGCGACUAUGACAGUAGCGCAGGCCAUGAUCUUCUGCCACACUCGUAAAAUGGCGUCUUGGCUGUCUGCAAAACUGACCAAUGAAGGCCACAGCGUGGCGCUGCUGAGUGGGGAAUUAACCGUGAUGCAGAGAGCGAGCAUCAUUAAACGCUUUCGAGAUGGCCAAGAGAAGGUUCUUGUCACCACAAACGUUUGUUCUAGGGGCAUUGAUGUGGAACAGGUCUCAUUGGUGGUCAACUUUGACCUCCCCGUGGACAUGGCCGGAAACGCAGAUAACGAGACGUACCUUCACCGGAUUGGCCGCACGGGGCGUUUUGGAAGGCGCGGCUUUGCCAUCAACAUGGUGGACAGUGAAUCCGGCAUGGAUGUCAUCAGACAAAUUGAGAUGCAUUUUGACAGAAAAAUCCUCAAACUUGACACACGGAAUGUUGAGGAAAUAGAAAGGCAGUUGAACUGAAUGAACACUCAACUGCUGUUGUUACGUCCCAGUGAUUGAUCUGCCUAGUGCAGCUUUAUUGUUUCCAAGGUGUUGACUAUGCAGAAAGUUUUGUUUGAGCUGCACUUUUGAUUCAUUCAGAGUAGCAAACCGCUACGCUGGGCUUUUCAAGCAGAGUGUGCUUUAUUUUGUUCUUCUUCGUUUGCUGUGUUUUAUUUAAUUUGUUUGAACGUUUG
Molecule: messenger RNA, 1652 nt
Organism: Syngnathus typhle (broad-nosed pipefish)
Lineage: Eukaryota; Metazoa; Chordata; Actinopteri; Syngnathiformes; Syngnathidae
Gene: ddx19a
Product: DEAD-box helicase 19a
Exons: 11
Coding region: 1-1437 (478 amino acids)
Biological process (GO): poly(A)+ mRNA export from nucleus
Cellular component (GO): cytoplasmic stress granule; nucleus
Molecular function (GO): RNA binding; ATP binding; RNA helicase activity
Source: RefSeq, a predicted model, not a curated record